Messenger RNA from Neohortaea acidophila, 1383 nucleotides. RefSeq lists its product as uncharacterized. NCBI's taxonomy places the organism in Eukaryota, Fungi, Ascomycota, Dothideomycetes, Mycosphaerellales, Teratosphaeriaceae. The record is from RefSeq and is a predicted model, not a curated record. The coding region runs from base 1 to 1383 and encodes 460 amino acids. The transcript has 2 exons.
AUGGCGGACGCGCUUUGCGGACCGUCCAAUCCGCUGCAGCAACUCAAGCAGCAGACUCAGUUUGACCGCACCCUCCAACAAGACCGUCUCGCCUCCCGACAUCAGCCAGGUCAAGGCUUCCGCUCGCGCGACCCCAAUGUCGGCCUCUUAGACCCCGAGUUCGAGGCCUUCCAGGCCGGCCACCCCAUCCCCGAUCUUCCUCAAUUCCAACAGCGACGGCCGGACUUUGCCGCGCCUUCGCAGGGUCCGUCAUGGGCCGGCGAUUUCCAGCGCAUGCACAUCUCGCAUCCUCCUCCUCCCUCCUUCCAUCAAUCUCCUGUCGUUCAAUCGAAGCCGGCGACGCCGAAUUGGGCACAAGGAUUCCAAGAGCACAUCGGACAAAAUGCCCCGCGCACACAACUCUCUGCCCAUUCGCCACAGGCGUUUCAGCACAUGGCUCGAUAUGGGAUGAACAACUUUCAAAGCAACUUCUCUCAACCAGCUUUUGCACCAGAGACGACCUCAAAAGGCAAGGCGCCGAUGGUGGAACAGUUUGAUGAGGCCGCCUUCGAGAGAGCAUUCGACCAAGCCAGCCUGGACAUGGUCCCCGAGACUGCCACUGCCACCGAGGAGAUGGAGAGAACUGCUUAUGAAACAGGCGCGUCGACUGGGAAUGUGGACUUAGACUAUGAUACCCUGAUGGAAUCCAUUAAUGGGCAGGCUACAUCUGCAACGGAUCAAACUCGACUUCAGCCCGAGAUUGAUGCCCAGGCGCUCGAAGAUGCUGUUCGCAUGAAUCCCUUCGAACCGCUCGGCGACGUCUUGGUGAUGGAGCAAGUCUCCAAUGCAGAGCAGCAAGAACAACUGGAUCCCAAACCAAACGAUGACGAUGCUCUGGCCGCCACGGCCCGAGAACUACUGGAGAAGGUGCAACACAACCAGAGCGACAAGUUCAAAAACAGCCAAUUCCUGAACCUCAUGCGCAAGCUGCGCGAUCGCGAGAUGAAGGUCGAAGGCGACCACAUGGUCGAAACUGCGACCCCGGCCACCACCACCGCCACUUCCUCGACAACUACCAACACAGCUCAGCAGCAAGUCCCACGCUUCGAUAACAGCGAGCAGACGCCCUCCCCUUUAGGCCCUAUAAACUCAACGCUUGUCGAUACCCGGCCGCCGGGCUAUGACGCGCGCGAGAGCGGCAUACCUACCGUCGAGCAAGACCACGACGCUGGCCGCAUCAGGCCGGAGGACGGGCAAGCGGUGGUGGACUACCUGAAUCAGAGGAACGCGAGUCCGGAUGAUAUAGGUACGUUCGACUUCACUUCCGCCGAGGAUGUUAUCGGGGAGGCGCCUGCUCGCAAGCCCGCAUCGUACCCUUGGUCGUACCCCCGGACGCAGCAGUGA